AUGGCUACGUCAAUACAGCAAUUUUGCUUGAGUUCCUUAACGACACAACCCACUCUCAAGGAAUCCCAGAAAAACCCACCUGUCAAAAUCUCAAAAUUCCCUCGAAAUCCUAUCAAAACCCCUUCUCUCAAAGGUGUUUGCAAACAAGGAAACCUCGAAGAAGCUUUUUUAGCACUUGGCCAUCUCUUCGUUAACCACAACCCAACUGAGGAUUGUUUAGAUGAAGCUUUUUCAUCGGUUCUUGAGCUUUGUGCAAGUGAAAAAGCAUUGUCACAUGGCCAACAAAUCCAUACCCAUAUCUUGAAAUCUAAUAAUACGUGUGAUUCACUGUUUUUGAACACUAAGCUCGUGUUUAUGUAUGGUAAAUGCUCGUCUUUAGUGGAUGCUGAGAAGGUGUUUGAUGGAAUGUUUGACAGAACUAUUUUUACGUGGAAUGCCAUGAUUGGUGCUUAUGUGACAAAUGGGGAACCUUUAGGAGCACUGGAAUUGUAUCAAGAAAUGCGUUUUUCAGGAGUUUCGCUAGAUGCAUUCACCUUUCCUUGCAUUCUCAAGGCAUGUGGUGGUGGGCUCAAGGAUCUUAUUCGCGGGAGUGAAAUUCAUGGUCUAGCAAUCAAACUUGGGUUUAUAACCAAUGUGAUUGUUGUUAAUUCGCUUAUGGAUAUGUACUCGAAGUGUGAUGAUCUCAAUGCGGCUACGUUGCUACAUAAUAGAGUGAACGAAAGAGAAGAUGUUGUAUCAUGGAAUUCAAUUAUAUCUGCUUAUGCUGCAAAUGGGAAGGCCAUAGAAGCUUUGAGGUUUUUCACAGAAAUGCAAAAGGCUGGUGUUCCCCCGAGCACAUAUACCUUUGUUGCUGCUCUUGAAGCCUGUGAGGAUUCAUCACUUGGUAAGCUUGGGAUGGAGAUUCAUGCAGCUAUUCUGAAAUCCACUCUCGGAUUUGACUUACACAUGGCCAAUGCUUUGGUUGUUAUGUACGCAAGAUGUGGUAAAAUGGGUGAAGCUGCAAUAAUAUUUGAUGGCAUGGAUGAGAGGGAUAAUAUAUCAUGGAACUCAAUGCUAUCAGGAUUUGUGCAAAAUGGUCUUUUUUAUGAUGCUCUGCAAUUCUUCCAUAAGAUACAUUAUGCAGGUCAAAGCCCUGACCAGGUUACAGUCAUAAGUAUGGUCAUUACCUCUGGUCGAUUGGGAAAUCUGUUAAAUGGAAAGGAAAUACAUGCUUAUGCUAUAAAAUAUGGAUUAGACUCUGAUUUGCAGGUUGGAAACACUUUAAUAUAUAUGUAUGCAAAGUGUUGUAAAAUGAACUAUAUGGACUCUGUUUUUGAUAGGAUGCAUUAUAAAGACUUCAUUUCUUGGACGACAAUUAUCAUGGGCCAUGCUCAGAACGAUUGUCAUUUAAGGGCCUUACAAUUGUUCCGGCAGGUACUGGUCAGAGGCCUGGAUGUUGAUGCAACAAUGAUUGGAAGUGCCCUGCUGGCUAGUAGCGGGUUGAAGUGCAUCUCACUUGUAAAAGAGAUUCAUGGUCAUGCUUUGAGAAGAGGUGUAUAUGAUCGUGUCUUACAAAAUUCAAUUGUUGAUGUUUAUGGAGAAUGUGAAAAUGUAGGUUAUGCAUCUCAUGUAUUUGAAUCUAUUGAAUUUAAAGAUGUUGUGUCUUGGACAAGCAUGAUGUCUUGUUAUGUCCAUAAUGGACUUGCAAAUGAGGCUCUUGACCUUUUCAUCUCUAUGACAGAAACAGCUGUUGAACCUGAUUCUGUUGCUUUAGUGAGUGCACUCUCUGCUGCCGCAGAUCUAUCUGCCUUAAGGAAAGGCAAAGAGAUUCAUGGGUUCUUGGUUAGAAAGGGCUUCAUUCUAGAGUGUCCCAUUGCAAGUUCUCUAGUGGAUAUGUAUGCCUCUUGUGGAACAAUAGAGAACUCAUAUAUGAUAUUUAAUUAUGUUGGAGACAAAGACUUAGUUUUAUGGACUAGCAUGAUAAAUGCAUGUGGAAGGCACGGCCAUGGUAAUGCAGCCCUAGAUAUAUUUAGACAGAUGGUGGGUGAAAAUGUUCGUCCUGAUCAUAUUACUUUCUUGGCACUUCUUUAUGCAUGUAGCCAUUCAGCACUGGUUGAUGAAGGCAGAAGAGUUUUUGAGAUAAUGAAGAAUGAAUAUAAGUUGGAGCCAUGGCCAGAACAUUAUGCCUGUCUGGUUGAUCUGCUUGGUCGGGCAAAUCACUUGGAAGAGGCUUUUGAGUUGGUGAAAAGCAUUGAAACAGAAGCUUCUGCAGCUGUCUGGUGCUCUCUCCUCAGUGGUUGUCGGGUUCAUUCUAACAAAGAAUUAGGAGAAUUUGCUAUACAGAAGCUUCUAGAAUUGGAUCCAGAGAAUCCGGGAAAUUAUGUACUGGUAUCUAAUGUAUUUGCUGCAACAGGUAGAUGGGAAGAUGUCGAAGAAGUGAGAACUAGGAUGAAGGGGAAAGGGUUGAGGAAGGAUCCUGCCUGUAGUUGGAUUGAGGUUGGUGACAAAAUUCAUACUUUCAUUGCAAGGGACAGGUCUCAUCCCCAAUGUGAUGAGAUAUACAAAAAGUUAGUUCAGAUUACUGAGCAAUUGGAGAGGGAGGGAGGCUACGUGGCUCAAACUAAGUAUGUUUUGCACAAUGUAGCUGAAAAAGAGAAAGUCAAGAUGCUUUAUGGCCACAGUGAAAGGCUGGCUAUUGCAUACGGCCUACUUGCGACAUCCGAGGGAACCCCAAUUCGGAUCACAAAGAACCUUCGUGUUUGUGGUGAUUGCCAUACUUUUAGCAAGCUGGUUUCAAAAUUCUUUGAACGCGAAAUUAUUGUGAGAGAUGCCAAUAGAUUUCAUCAUUUUCGUAGUGGAAGACCUUCAGGAUUCGGGCGAUGCUUUCAUCUGUUAGAGCAAGUUUUGAAGAACUUAUUCAAUAAAGGGCUGAAGGAAUAUGGUUAUCAAGAAACUUCGCUGCAAAUUAUAUUUUACAAAACCGACAAUACAUCGCAGAAGCUACUGCAUGAGAGGAGGGUGGUAAUAGCCUUACUUGCGCGAUUGAUCCCAGUGAGCAGUGGCUUAUACUGUUCAGCCUCGAGGAGAAGCAUUUGUAUACUUGGGAACUUUAAGGUUGUGAGACAUUGCUUUUUGUGCCUUAUGUUUCAAAUUAAAGGGGUGAAGAAAUGGAAAGAUAAACAAAGUCCUGAUGUUCACAUUAAGCUUCUUGUCAGAUAUAUUUCAAGUUCAAUGGUUGAAGGGUAUGCAUCGGGAAAUAUCUUGACAAUGAAUCGUCUCAUCUCAACCAUAGGUUUCUUUAAUUGA
Ilex paraguariensis (yerba mate) is the source of this 3285-nucleotide messenger RNA. The record is from the annotation of a GenBank genome assembly. Lineage: Eukaryota; Viridiplantae; Streptophyta; Magnoliopsida; Aquifoliales; Aquifoliaceae.